AAUCGAGAAAAUUACAAAUAAAGAAAAAAUUGAGCAAUGGUAAAAUUAAAAAUUGGCAGUGGUUUUGGUUUUGUGGUUGUGGCAGCUUUGCUCAAAAUGGCGUGCCAUCAAAAAAAUCAUUAAAAACACAAUUAGAAUCACUAGGAUCACACAAAAGUGUGCAAAAAUCGUCCAGAACCCGAAUUAUCGUGAUUUGCGAGUGCUUGGUGCGUCCCCUGUGCCCCAAAAUGCAACUUUAAAAUGCUCAUUCUAUGGACCAAAAAGACUUAGUCGUAGUGAAAAAUGAGGCGAAAAAGGUGGCCCGCCGCCGGUGGGCGAUCCUAGCCAAGGCUCUGAAGAGCCCCGUCGGCAGCGAGCCCUCGAGCCCCACCGACGAGUUCUCCCUCAGACGCAUUUCUUCCUUCAUGCUCUUGCAGACGCAGCAACUGCGCCCCCACGACCACAAGCGCACAUGGUACAGUUACUCGAUUCGAAUCGGCCUGUCCGAGUACUCGAUCGUGAUCGGGCACCGCAUCCGCACUUUUUCGGCCGAAGACCUCAUGGGGUUCAACAACACGGGGAAUAUCUGCAUCUGGCCGUCGGAGGAGACGCUCAGUUACUACGUUUGCUCCAACUUGGCGCAGUUCGCCGAUAAGACGAUCCUGGAGCUGGGGGGCGGCAUGUCGUGUCUGGCGGGGCUGUUCGCCGCCAAGUACGCCGCCCCCAAGGCGGUGACCGUCACCGACGGCAACAAGCACUCGGUGGAGAACGUGCAAGCCGCCUUGGAUUACAACCAGUUUGCGUGUCCGGUCGAUUGUAAAUUGCUCAAGUGGGGCUCUCAUGAGGGGCCCCUCUACGAUGUUAUCCUCUGCGCUGAUUGUCUUUUCUUUGACGAUGCGCGGGCCGAUUUGAUUGAGUGUCUCUGGGGCUGUUUGGAUGCGAGAGGGGUGGCGUUUGUUAUGGCCCCCAAAAGGGGGGGCACUCUUGAUCAUUUUAUUGCUCAAUCGGAGAUUAAAGGCUUCAAGUGUAGGAAAAUUGUUAAUUAUAAUCAAGUUGUGUGGGAGAAGCGGUUGGCGCUGAUCGAGCAUUGCGAGUACGAUGAUGAUAUUCAUUACCCGAUUCUUAUAGAAGUGACCAAAGUUUAAGUGACCUUACAAACCUGUCUCGAGUUUAGAUUCCUUGCCUGGGUUAUAUCUAGUCUGAUUGUUAACCUUAUCUGUGAUAAUUAAUACCAAUUUCCUCCGUGUUAUAAUAGAGUGACAGGAACGACUAUUUUUCAAAAUAUUACGUCGGAUCGCAUCUAGUCAAGUAUACGAAGCUAACAUUGGUUGUUUUCGAUUCAAAUGAAGGGCAUUUCCCAGUCGAUUGACGCAUAGUACAAAUUUUUAUUGUAUUGUAGUUACAUUUUUUUUACAAUCAACACGGCCAACAAAUUUUUUACACACCUCGUACACAUAUAAGGAAUUGUACAAAAAUUCUAAAAAAAUUUACAUGCAUAUAGAGAAAGAUAAACUAUCUAAAAGCAAACACUAAUAUCUGUGUGAAUAUUAAUUUUUGAGAUAUAGUAAAAAAAAUUACACUAACUAUUAAAUAAUUAACAUUCUAGCUAAAUUUUAAUUUUCGAAAAUUUUAUCAUUUUUGGAUACUUAAUAGUAUUUUUGAAAAAAAAUCACAGUGUACAGGGUAGUACGGUAUGAACCUCACAAAUGGAACUUAUAAUAACACCAUUUUUGUGCCAUUUUUUAUAAAUGAAAAGAACCAAAAUAUACAGGGUGUGAAUGAUCAGAACUUAACUAUUACUUUUGUAAUUUCUUGUUUUUUUAAAAUUUGUGACUUAUUUUUUUUUUAAAUAAAAAGGAAAAGAUUAAACACAGGGUGAAUUAUUCAAAAUUGAACAAGUGCCUGUUUUUGUUUUUUUAUUCAUCUAAAUAAUGUUGACUGACACUUCAUCGCCAACUUGUUGAGGGUGGAACAUAUCGACUACUUGAUUGUCAAAAUAUCUGUGUUGGUCAUUUUGCGUGAAGAGUACAAAAACUGUAUUUAUUUUACUUAGUUUGCUAGACUGGAAAUGACCCUUUUGCUCACUUAGUUGAUUUUUAGUAAAAUAUACUCAAUACGCGUUGCUUAUUUAAUAACGUACUUACCUUUCGUUGGUAUUCCUGUAUAUAUGUACAGGGAGUCACCUUUUCGUAAUAUUACCUUCAGGUGUUUUUAAAACACUCCGUUCUUCCAUUAUUACAGUAUUUGUCAGAUUUCUAGCGUAAUUGUUUAUUUUUGUAACUGUUCAUUCCCUUCCGCCGUUAUUUAUUUAUUUAUUUCCAUUUGUUACAUUGUCAACAUUCAUAGUUCCUAUAUUGUAAAUGAUUUGAAUUGUAUUUGGAUUGUUGAUUAUUAAAACACUAUUAACAAGAAA
Messenger RNA from Tribolium castaneum (red flour beetle), 2392 nucleotides. Its product is annotated as calmodulin-lysine N-methyltransferase. Gene Ontology annotation, biological process: mRNA splicing, via spliceosome. The transcript has 3 exons. Gene Ontology annotation, molecular function: calmodulin-lysine N-methyltransferase activity; protein binding; zinc ion binding. NCBI's taxonomy places the organism in Eukaryota, Metazoa, Arthropoda, Insecta, Coleoptera, Tenebrionidae. The coding region runs from base 252 to 1124 and encodes 290 amino acids. Gene Ontology annotation, cellular component: nucleus; cytoplasm; precatalytic spliceosome. The record is from RefSeq and is a predicted model, not a curated record.